AUGGGUGGGGGCAAAGGUGGAGCCUCCAGUGCAGCGGCCGAUGGUGGCUUGGGAGAAGGGAAAUCUUCCUUUGCUACCAGUCAACUGCCUUGGAACCAAAUACCCAGUUUUACUGCGGGAGAGUCGGAUUUGGAGGACUAUGCCCAGAAGCUAAUGUUCCUACAUUCGAUCUGGCCAGAAGAGUACAUCUCACAUUUGGCCCCGAGGGCCGCUUUACAGUGUGAUUCAGUGUCAUUCAAGAAGGUGUCCAAGAUCGACCCAAGCCGACUCAAAUCCAAGGAUGGUUGUGAAGAGAUCCUCAAGGCAUUGGGGAUGCAGUGGGGACGGUUCCAGAAUGAGGACCGCUACGUGAAGUUCGAACGAGCCUUGUUCCUGACGACCCAGAAGCCAGAUGAAAGCAACGACAGUUACAUAGCACGCCAUGAGGCCUGCUUUGAGGAGAUCCUCCAAAAGGACAAGGGCGUCACACUGGAAGAGAUAAGGGCCUAUGUGAUGAUCAGACACUCCCAGCUCACAGGGGAUGAGAAGAAGAAGACCAACAAAGGGGAGUUGACCUAUGAGGCCACUCGCAAUUCCAUGAGACUCCUGGGAUCCAAGUUCUUCCAAGACCUUCAGGGUGGAGGUGGGAAGAAAUACAAAACCUACGACGUGCACACCGUGAAUGAUUCAGAACCAGUUUUCGCCGCCAUUGAUGAAGUGGUGGAUGAGGAACAGGCCUUCCAGGUGAUGUUGGAGCAGGGCGAUGAGGAUGCCAUCUUCAUCCAGGAGUUCGAAGACCAGAUCAUUGAAGCAGUACAAGAGUCAGGGGACCUUUCCAGCUGCUUCAUGAGCUACCAGGAUGCACGAGCGCGUCUUCGCGAACGUGCCCGGCAUCGAGGCUUAUGGCCAUCACGAGCUCCCAGCAAAGGAAAGGGCUUCAAUGGAGGUGGAAAGAAGGGAGGAAAAGGUAGUGGUGGCUACCCUCCUCGACGGACACUGGCUGAGCGAAUCGCCAACUCGACGUGUCGAAUCUGCAACAAGCCAGGCCAUUGGAAGAGGGAAUGUCCACAGCGACAAGAUCGACCAGACCGACAAGUUGACGUGGCCACCAUGGCCGAGGAGAUGUCCGAGCAGAAUCCACCAGAGCUCCCAGAAGACCUGCCGUUCGAGAUCCAGGAACCUAUUGAGAACCAUUUUGAUAAGGGGGGUGAUGUCUUGGUGAAACCGGUGAUAGAUGGUGAGAUUUUCCAUGAGGAGUGUUUUGUUAGCCUAGAAGAGUUGGGGUUUCGAGAGAAGUUGAACAGAGCACUCAAUCAUUCGGCAAGGCAUCACGAUGAAUGUCCUGUGCGACGGCCAGCCGGGACGCAUGAAGCGAAAAGCUUGAGCCAGUCUUUCUCCAUUCAUCAGACCUCUCACGUUUCGGCCAAAGACGGCCAUGAAGAAUCGAGUGAAGAGGCGAUUUUGGACACCGGAGCAAGCCGAACGAUCAUCGGUAGUGAAAGGGUCCCCCAGUUAGAAAGGCCUUUGAAGGGCAUUGAGAUUCAGCGUGGUCCAUCACGGUGCGUUUUUCGCUUCGGUAACAGUGGUUUGCUCCAUAGUGAAGAGGCACUGUUCUUGAAACGACAUGGAAAAGGCUGGCUCCGCGUUGAGAUCGUGCCCGGAAGCACUCCAUUUCUGAUUUCAAUUGCUGUGAUUGAAGGCAUGAAGGGAAUUUUGGAUGUUCAUUUGGGUUGUUUGCGUUUCCAUGGAAGUGAUGAUGUGUUGAGGCUGAGACAGGACGUGCAUGUUGAAUUUGUGAAGCAACCAAACCACGAUGAAAGACAAACAAGUUUGCUACAAACCACAGACUUGCAGCAGCCAGCAUUUCGUGAUCCUCGUGAACUUUCGGCAGCCAGAGUGACAGAUCAAGAGACGACCUUCGACAUGGCACUGCGGAAGACCGUUCCCCAGUUACAACUCGACGAGUUGUCGGGAGAAGAGGACGCAGCUCUAGUCCAGGAGACCCAUCAGCCACACACCUACCAGUACAAGGUACCGGCAGGGAUUCGAAACCUUCAUCAAUGGGGACUAGAGACAUUUCAGUCGGGAAAGCGCAAGGGGAAGACCUUUGCAGAGACCUACAAGAAAGACAGCGGGUAUGCUCAGUUCAUCCUGCACAACACCCGAUUGACGUCAGUCGACAUGCUCAGUUUCCAGAACUAUGUCAAGGCCACCAAGAAGAAGCUGUCUCAGGAGAUGUUGCAAGGGCCCAUCAUGCCGAAGACUCAGGCUCAUCGCCAUUCUGCAAUGAGCUCGGGAAGAAUCCCGAACAAAGUUCCUCCAGGACCAGCAACCGGCUCCGAGGCCGAGUGGAUUCCGAUCGAUCCACUCCCUUUGGGCAGUCCAGAGAAGCCGACGUCAGAGACACGCAAAAGGGACUAUUCGCAGACCAUGGUCCCGACGCAGAUGGUGAUCGAAGAGGACAGCCAGAAGGUGAACGAGCUUCAGGCCCAGAUUGCCAUCCUGCAAAGGGAACUGGCCAAGCAAAAGGCUCCACAGUCCAACGAUCCCCAGACUCCCUGA
Durusdinium trenchii is the source of this 2541-nucleotide messenger RNA. The record is from the annotation of a GenBank genome assembly. NCBI's taxonomy places the organism in Eukaryota, Dinophyceae, Suessiales, Symbiodiniaceae.